AACCUGCCCAGUGAAACAGGCAAUGGGCUCUCCAGUCACAGUAGCUGACAUGAAGUGUCAACAUUAGCUGCUGUCCCGUGGCAGGUUUACGGGCACGUUUCGUGUGGAACGUCGCGCUAUUGCUCGGAGAAAUUACCUCGGAAAAUGAUGCGCUUCAUGCUGCUGUUCAGUCGGCAGGGCAAGCUGCGGCUGCAGAAGUGGUACACGGCCACGGCAGAGCGUGACAAGAAGAAGAUGGUGAGGGAUCUAAUGCAAAUAGUGCUGGCACGCAAGCCCAAGAUGUGUAGCUUCCUUGAGUGGAGAGACCUCAAGAUUGUCUACAAGAGGUACGCCAGCUUGUAUUUCUGCUGCGCAGUGGAGGAACAGGACAACGAGCUGAUUACGCUGGAAAUCAUCCACCGCUUUGUUGAGCUCUUGGAUAAAUACUUUGGCAGCGUGUGUGAGCUUGACAUCAUAUUCAACUUUGAGAAGGCUUAUUUCAUCCUGGAUGAAUUCUUGAUGGGAGGAGAGAUUCAGGACACAUCCAAAAAGAGUGUCCUCAAAGCCAUUGAGCAAGCUGACAUACUGCAGGAGGAAGACGAGUCGCCCAGGAGCGUGCUGGAGGAGAUGGGAUUGGCAUAGUGACUCUGCCUCUUUGAGGUGGACCACAUAAGACUGAACACUCUUCUGUGGCUCUUACAAUGUGAUGAUGCAUUGAGACAGUUUGUGUGCGAGUGUGUGCGUGAGACAGAGAGAGAGGCACGUCUCUUCUUAGUGUUUUGAUUUUAAGCAUGAGAUGGAUGCAUACAUACGAGUAAGUAAGACAGGCUGGCAAAUGGGGGCACAAAUGAUUAAAGAGAGCAUUUAAUUACUAUACAUUAUGAAUAACAAUCUUAAUAAUAGACCAAAAACAGUUCUGUUUUAAUGUGACAUUUUCCAACCUUGUGUACUUUGAUGCUGUUGUAAGUGUGCUGGCAGCUAGAUGUUGUGUAACACUGCAUUGGACAAGGUUAUUGUUGGACAGCAGGACUGUUAGGAUAGUAAAGAGAAACAUCAGUCACAGGACGCGGGCGCCCCGUCCUAGCUUUGGUCUUUUUAUUGGGUAUGUCCACUGCAAGAAAAAUCCACACCUUAAUUUGAGAGUUUGCAAUGCUAGUUUUGUAUCAUUUCAUGGCUGCGCUACCUUCAGGCGACAAAAGGUUUGCCACUUGAUUUGCAAGUGUGUGCUGCCAUGCCAACAACAGUGCGGCGUGAGUCCUUGAGUAAAAUGGCAUUGUUUGUUUGUGAUGCAGCUCCUUAAGUAGAUUUAAAAUAACAUUGAACAUCCUGUCGCCGGGGACAGUCAGCAUGAAAUACUUCUCCAUAACUUCCACUACAUUGGAACUUGUUAACCAAAUGACUCAGAGUUGUGUAUAAAAAAAGAGUAUGGCCAUACAAACGAGAGACGCCAUGACUUCUACCAGGUACUGUGCGGCUGUGCCUGAAUGCAUGCAAUUGCUGUCGUUUUGACGUUAGUUUUUCUGAUGAAAUGCAUCAAAAUAAUACGUCUAUAUAUAGUUCUAAACAUACUCCAGCUCAUAAACUUACAAUAAAACAUGCUUUUAUUUCGUGAAAGUAUAAUUUUGCGGUCGUAUUUGAUGAACUCAGCUGCUACAUUCCUGCAGUGUUUCGUGACCAGCAGGCACUCGAACACUCACCCGACAGAGCAAUAAACGUAAAAAAAGUACACAGAACGACCAAAAAAUAACUUACUACCUUCAUUUUGCCAAAAUCUUUAUUAGCUUUUGACCAACAAUCACAGAGAAAGUGUGACUUGUGUGAAGUAUGUCACCUGUGAUGUCUGCGAUGUAUUUGUAAUCACUGUACAUAUCACUCAUUAUGUAUUAUUCUAACUGAUAAGUGAAAAGGUGUCUUUUUGAACUUAUUUUCUAAUUUUUCUACACAAUAACUCCGAUAUGGUAACAUUAGCGAGCAGUAGAGAAUCUGGAGUGAUUUUGGUCUAGAACAUAUCUUGCUUUAUUUAAUAUUGACGCAUUUCUUGACACUUUAUGUUGUAUAUUUUUAAUGGGAUUUUCAGUUCAUUUUCUCAUCUAUUAGUACACCCAAAAUGUAGUUUAUUUUACUCUUUCAAUGUCCGUUUAUUUGUAUUUUUGUUUGAAUUUCUCUUCUGCUGUUACAGAAUAUCAUUAUUUUAGUUUUACUAAGAUUCAAAGAUAGUGUUUUCGUCAAACUUUCUCUUGAACUUCAUUUGUUAUUGUGUAACUGUGUGUUCUCUCCUGAACAAAACACAGACGUGACACAGUAGUUGAUGGCGAACCUUCACUUCCCAUACCUGUCUUUUGUCCGGGUUGUCGGGAAAGCGAUGUAAAAGCUUUCCACAAUUCUCGCGGGAGAAUCCGCCUAAUGCUGCACAAUAGGGAAUUUUUACAUGUCGAUGAACUAGCGAGGAAGUCCCACAAACACAUAGCAUCAGCUCAAAGUUAGUAGCAGUCAUGGCGCUCUAUAGUCACGUGAGUGCCUUUUGACCAAUCAUUGAGAUCGCCUGAAACCGAGUUGGCUAUAGUCUCUUUAUACACGACUCUGAUGCACUAGUACUACCUAGUGUUUGUCUCAUGAAGAACACUAUUAUUGGUGUCUUAAAUUGAUGAAAUAGGCUGUUUGUGUUUGGUUUGACUCAUCAGUGACACUACGGACCAUAAAUGAGGACAUCAAACCUUGUUUUAAUGACGGAUCUGGCACUAAAGGGCAACUUGAUGCAGUGCAAGUGUCUGGUGACAGGUGGAUUUAGAAAAAGGAACCAAAGACUUCACUGCCGACAAUACACACCUGCGUGUCCAGAGGGACGUUUUUAUUGUUACUGCAUGACCUAGUGACCUCACAUGACAACAUUGUGUGAUAGUAAAAGGAGGGAGAGCCGUACCGCCUUUUAAACACUCUUUUAGGGUUGAACUGACUCUGCAGCCAGUUUCGAAUGUAUUCUUGCUUUCCGUCGAGCCCGUACCUCAGCUGUUACGUUUUUGUUCCUGAAGUCCAGGCAGGCUGGUUUUGUUACACUACAAAAAAACCUAAUGACAUUUUGAGGUCAGGUUUUUUGUUGUUGUUGGAGUCUACUCACUUAUGCAUUUGCUCUGCUUUACACACUUGUCUUACUUACUGCACUAUAUAAAUUGCUUUUUUGAGGGUGGCUAACCUGAAAGGUGGUGGUGCAUACUUCCCAUACGGUACUGUAAUAAUUUGUCUGGAGGGUUUUUGCUGCUUGUACACUCUUAAAGCCUCACAAACAGUCCUUUCUGGAUGCUUAAGUCCAGCUUCCAUCCUUAUGCAUGUGUUUGCAGCUUUGUGUGAGCCUGUUCUGACCCAAUGAAAGAACAAAGGCAAAUAUCACCUGAUCAUGCUUUUUGUAGCGUUAAGAACAUGUGCAUCAAGCUUUUUGGAGGCUUUUUAUUUAAAUUGUAUUUAACAGUCUUGCUUUAAUUUGACUUAAUUCUAGCUAAUCUUUUUUAAGAGUUGUCACGAGAGCCUGUCAAGUCUGUGAUGUUCCAGUCUAUAAGGUGUGUGGAAGCAGUUUUAUAAGGAUGAAAUAAACAUUUGAUGCUAA
Messenger RNA from Nerophis lumbriciformis (worm pipefish), 3577 nucleotides. It is a transcript of the gene ap1s1, whose product is annotated as adaptor related protein complex 1 subunit sigma 1. The record is from RefSeq and is a predicted model, not a curated record. Gene Ontology annotation, biological process: intracellular protein transport; vesicle-mediated transport. Gene Ontology annotation, molecular function: clathrin-cargo adaptor activity. Gene Ontology annotation, cellular component: AP-1 adaptor complex; membrane coat. Lineage: Eukaryota; Metazoa; Chordata; Actinopteri; Syngnathiformes; Syngnathidae.